AUUCCACCGACAUCCUCGCCAUAUGUUCAAUCCUUUCUCGCGCACGCCCCGCGGCGGCGCCGCCUGGUUCAAUGCAGGCCCUGUGUCCGCGUACCCGCUGCUGACGGCCGAUGAUGGGCGCCUCGCGCAGCAGCACUUGUGCGAGGGCGCGUGGGUGGCGGGGUGCAGGGUGUUUCACGUACCUAAAGAGGAUGCGGGGGGUGCAGUGCAGGUGGUGAUUGAUGAGUGGAAGGAGGGCGGGGGAGACACGAAGGAGCAGGUGAUGGUGUUUAGGUAUGAGGGGAAAUGGGUUGCUGUGAACCAUGAAUGCCCACACUCCUCGUAUCCACUCAGUAACGGCACACCAUUCGAUAUCGAGGAUUUUGGAGUAAAGCUCAGCGCGGGCAUUUCGUGUCCGAAGCAUGACUGGAGUUUUGAUCUAUUCACUGGGAGGAGCGACAGGGGGAGUUAUCGACUGCAGGUUUGGGAGACAGAAGUGAGGAAGAGUGGGAGUGGGGAGGAGGAGAUUUGGGUCCGGAGAAAGCAGAAAAUUGGGUAGUUUGGUUGCGAGAUCGGUAUUUGAAGCAAACAUGGCGAUUCUCGAAUUGAUUAUGUGCUAGAUCAAUCUAAACUCUCGCAUCUCAGCGGAACGGCCCACUAGUUUCCACUUGGACGCAUACAAAGGUACGAUAGCAAUUCCAACAAAGGAGUGGCCACCUUCCCUAGCACGCA
This is a messenger RNA of Boeremia exigua, 711 nucleotides long. RefSeq lists its product as uncharacterized. NCBI's taxonomy places the organism in Eukaryota, Fungi, Ascomycota, Dothideomycetes, Pleosporales, Didymellaceae. Gene Ontology annotation, molecular function: 2 iron, 2 sulfur cluster binding. The coding region runs from base 23 to 538 and encodes 171 amino acids. The transcript has 2 exons. The record is from RefSeq and is a predicted model, not a curated record.